GCUAGACCCUCAAAUAAAGCCUCACUGGUACAUAGCUGAUGACUGUCCGCCGCGUCUUCAAUUCCUGCAUCAACUCUUUCGAUUGCCAUCGCCAUUUAGCAGCGAUUGAAGCUACCCGCUCACACCACGUCUCCAUGUCGUACCGCCCGAAUUACCAGGGUGGCCGGCGAGGCGGCGGUGCUGGCGGAGGCCGAGGAAGAGGUGGCGGCGCUAGUGGCCGAAGAGGAGGUGGCGGCGGCGGCGGCGAGCAGCGAUGGUGGGAUCCCCAAUGGAGAGCCGAGCGACUUCGCGAAAUGGCCGGGCCGGUGGAAAAGCUCGAUCCAAACGAAUGGCAGACUAAACUGCAGCAGUUGAAAGAUGGUAGUCAACAAGAGCUAAUUGUUAACCGUAAUUUUGGCCGUGAAGGGCAACAGACACUUGAAGAGAUGGCUCAUCAGCAUGACCUUUAUUUCCAUGCUUACAACAAGGGGAAGUCACUAGUUUUCAGCAAAUUUCCAUUACCGGAUUACCGGGCAGAUCUAGAUCAACGUCAUGGGUCAACACAGAAAGAGAUUGUGAUGUCUAUAGAAACUGAGAGAAGGGUUGAAGAUCUCUUAGCAAGAUCGAAGGCGGCAGGGACCACAAGUGAUACAGGGAAUAUUUCCAGCCAGACAAGAAAACAUGAUUCUUGGAGUUCAUCGACCGCAACAAUAAAAGAAUGUUUUUCUGAUACUGUUUUUUCUAAACAUGAUUUGAUUAAAGACAGCCAGCCUAACACUGUCAGGGAGAGGUUCAGUGCUGAACUUAGAGACCUACAAAUUUCUAAGAAGGCAACUUUUAGUGCAACAGCUAUGCAAUCUUUUAGGCAAAAACUGCCGGCAUACAAGUUAAAAGAGAUUUUUUUAAAAUCUGUGUCAUGCAACCAGGUGCUAGUUGUCUCCGGAGAGACUGGUUGCGGCAAAACCACACAGCUCCCCCAAUUUAUUCUUGAAGAGGAAAUAGCAAACCUCAAGGGUGCAGACUGCAGUAUAGUAUGCACUCAACCUCGUCGUAUAUCUGCUAUUUCUGUUGCAACGAGGGUUGCUACUGAAAGGGGAGAGACUAUUGGGGAAACUGUUGGUUACCAGAUCCGCUUAGAAGCUAAGCGUUCUGCACAAACCCGGCUUCUCUUUUGUACAACUGGAGUGUUACUGCGAAAACUGGUUCAAGAGCCUGAUUUAGGAGGAGUUAGUCAUCUGAUAAUUGAUGAAAUUCAUGAAAGAGGCAUGAAUGAGGAUUUCCUCAUCAUAAUUUUGCGUGAUCUUCUUCCUCGGCGUCCAGACCUCAGAUUAAUUUUGAUGAGUGCUACAAUAAAUGCUGAUUUAUUUUCAAAAUAUUUUGGAAACUCACCUGUAAUUCAUAUUCCGGGUUUUACUUUUCCUGUAGAAGAAAUUUUCCUUGAAGACAUCUUGGAGAAAACUCAUUUACAGAUCAUGUCAGAGUUUGAUAAUUUUCAUGGAAAUUCUAGAAGAAGGCAGACGGUGAGCAAAAGUGACCCUUUGACUGAAAUGUUUGAGGAUGUUGAAAUUGAUAGCUGUUAUAAAAAUUAUAGCAUGUCCACGAGGCAAUCGCUUGAGACGUGGUCUGGUUCGUUGCUUGAUUUGGGUCUUGUGGAAGCAACAAUCGAGUAUAUUUGCCGUUCUGAAGGAGAUGGAGCAAUCCUCGUGUUCCUUACUGGAUGGGAUGAGAUAUCAAAAUUGCUUGACAAGAUUAAAGCAAACACAUUUAUCGGCAAUCCUAGCAAAUUUCUAGUUCUUCCAUUGCAUGGUUCCAUGCCAACAGUUAAUCAGCGGGAAAUAUUUGAUAGGCCACCAAGGAAUAUGAGGAAGAUCAUUCUUGCAACAAAUAUAGCAGAAAGCAGUAUCACUGUUGAUGAUGUUGUCUAUGUCAUAGAUUGUGGGAAAGCGAAAGAAACCAGCUAUGAUGCUCUUAAUAAGCUUGCUUGCUUGUUACCGUCUUGGAUAUCUAAGGCUUCAGCCCAGCAGAGAAAGGGCCGUGCAGGCCGUGUUCAAUCUGGAGUUUGUUAUAGGCUGUACCCAAAACUUAUUCAUGAUGCGAUGCCAGCAUAUCAGUUACCAGAAAUUCUUCGUACUCCUUUGCAAGAACUUUGCCUACAUAUCAAAACCUUACAACUUGGGUCAGUUGCAACAUUUCUUGGAAAGGCACUACAGCCACCAGAUCCACUUGCUGUUAAUAAUGCACUCGAACUUCUCAGGACUAUAGGGGCAUUGGAUGAAAGAGAGGAACUGACUCCUCUAGGGCGUCAUCUUUGUACUCUACCAUUAGAUCCAAAUAUUGGAAAAAUGUUGCUAAUGGGAUCUAUAUUCCAGUGCCUGGAUCCAGCAUUGACAAUUGCCGCUGCUCUUGCGUAUCGUGAUCCCUUUGUCCUUCCUAUAAACAGGAAAGAGGAAGCCGAUGUUGCUAAAAGAUCCUUUGCUGGUGAUUCUUGUAGUGAUCACAUUGCUCUUCUUAAGGCUUUUGAUACAUGGAAAGAUGCAAAGCGAGCUAAACAAGACCGUGCUUUCUGUUGGGAGAAUUUUCUAUCACCAUUAACAUUGCAAAUGAUGGAUGACAUGCGAAACCAAUUUCUUGAUCUAUUAUCUGACAUUGGCUUUGUCAACAAAACUAAAGGAAUUAAGGCAUAUAACCUUUAUGGAGGUGACAUUGAGAUGGUUCGUGCCAUAUUGUGUGCUGGACUCUUUCCUAAUGUCAUUCAAUGCAAGAGAAGAGGGAAGAGGACAGCAUUCUACAGUAAAGAUGUGGGAAAAGUGGAAAUCCAUCCAUCUUCCGUCAAUGCAAGGAUCCACUCUUUUCCCCUGCCUUAUAUGGCUUAUAGUGAAAAAGUUAAAACUACAUCAAUUUUUAUUAGGGAUUCAACAAAUAUUUCGGAUUAUGCUUUACUCCUCUUUGGUGGCAGCCUAAUUCCUAGCAAAACUGGCGAGGGGAUUGAAAUGCUAGGAGGAUACUUGCAUUUCUCCGCCCCUAAGAGUGUGAGACAACUCAUUCAGAGAUUGAGAGGAGAACUUGACAGCCUUCUGCAACGGAAAAUUGAAUUCCCAGCCCUUGAUAUGUCUGUCGAAGGAAAAGGAGUUGUGGAUGCUGCUAUAGAAUUGUUGCAUAGUUGAAAUGUUUACAAUCUGGCAUGUUUGUUAAAUGAAGCUUUCAUAGCUUGCCACCGUUAAUUUUCCUGCCAAGUUGAGUAAAAUACCUGUAUUAAUCAUUCUUUGGUUGAGGGAGAUAUCACUAUUUAUUGAAAGAAAAUCUGAAAAUAUUUUGUUUGUCAGAAUCUGAUGUUAGUUCCCUUACAUACUGCAAAAUCAUAUGCUGAACAAUU
Messenger RNA from Phalaenopsis equestris, 3352 nucleotides. RefSeq names its product DExH-box ATP-dependent RNA helicase DExH1. The record is from RefSeq and is a predicted model, not a curated record. Gene Ontology annotation, cellular component: intracellular anatomical structure; nucleus. The transcript is spliced from 16 exons. The coding region runs from base 39 to 3143 and encodes 1034 amino acids. NCBI's taxonomy places the organism in Eukaryota, Viridiplantae, Streptophyta, Magnoliopsida, Asparagales, Orchidaceae. Gene Ontology annotation, molecular function: ATP binding; RNA binding.